Arctia plantaginis is the source of this 3156-nucleotide messenger RNA. Lineage: Eukaryota; Metazoa; Arthropoda; Insecta; Lepidoptera; Erebidae. The record is from the annotation of a GenBank genome assembly.
AUGGAGACGUACGUAAGGGGCUUUUCUUAUAUGCCUACUAAUAAAGUAGAGCUAGUGGAUAUGCAGGAUGCAUUAGAGAGGACGUGGAGAAAUACCAGAAGAGAAAGACUUAAGCAACGGGAACAAAAGAUAUGGGAGGAAUUCGUUAAAGAGAAAGAUAUUGUCAAUACUGUUUGUGAAGAUGACCAAUAUCAGUUCUUGGACCAGUUGCCAGACUCAUGUGUUCUACAAAUUAUGGAGACUGAACUCACAAAGUUGAAACAGGCUAAACAGGUGGACCCAGAGCCUCAGGAACAGGAGGAAAGUGUCCAAGAAGAGCAGACCGCAGUUCAUUCCUUAGAGGACGAGAAGGACGACUGCGAUAUGUUUCACAUAUUCGAUGACGAAAAAAUCGAACAGUCCCGUACGGGCAAGUCCUCUGAAAACUUCACCAAUGUCAUCGAGAGUAGCAUCUACUGCGCCAAAGUCAAGGAUUUGCGCCUCAAGAUUACUGAUGAAUUACUGGACAUGGUAUCGGUGCUUGACAGCCGUCAGAUAUUCUCCAUGGAAAAAGAGGACAUCACGCGCAUGAUCAAACGCUCGGCAGAAUUCUGUUCGAGGUUCAACAGAAUCUACUUGUACCAGUUACAAAGACAGGUGUUCCGUAAGUCGAUGGAGCAGACGUGCUGCGUGCGCGAGAGCGUGUCGGCGCUCGGCGCGCUGCUGGGCGCCGCGCGCUGCGCCACCGACCUGUGCGCCGCGCUGCGCCACCCGCGGGACCUCACCGCCGCGCAACAGCUCUACGACGACAGCGUGUCGGCGCUCGGCGCGCUGCUGGGCGCCGCGCGCUGCGCCACCGACCUGUGCGCCGCGCUGCGCCACCCGCGGGACCUCACCGCCGCGCAACAGCUCUACGACGACGUGUUCCGUAAGUCGAUGGAGCAGACGUGCUGCGUGCGCGAGAGCGUGUCGGCGCUCGGCGCGCUGCUGGGCGCCGCGCGCUGCGCCACCGACCUGUGCGCCGCGCUGCGCCACCCGCGGGACCUCACCGCCGCGCAACAGCUCUACGACGACGUGUUCCGUAAGUCGAUGGAGCAGACGCACCGCCGCGCAACAGCUCUACGACGACGUGAGUGUUGUAUCUGUAGGUGUUCCGUAAGUCGAUGGAGCAGACGCACCGCCGCGCAACAGCUCUACGACGACGUGUUCCGUAAGUCGAUGGAGCAGACGUGCUGCGUGCGCGAGAGCGUGUCGGCGCUCGGCGCGCUGCUGGGCGCCGCGCGCUGCGCCACCGACCUGUGCGGCGCGCUGCGCCACCCGCGGGACCGCACCGCCGCGCAACAGCUCUACGACGACGUGUUCCGUAAGUCGAUGGAGCAGACGUGCUGCGUGCGCGAGAGCGUGUCGGCGCUCGGCGCGCUGCUGGGCGCCGCGCGCUGCGCCACCGACCUGUGCGCCGCGCUGCGCCACCCGCGGGACCUCACCGCCGCGCAACAGCUCUACGACGACAGCGUGUCGGCGCUCGGCGCGCUGCUGGGCGCCGCGCGCUGCGCCACCGACCUGUGCGCCGCGCUGCGCCACCCGCGGGACCUCACCGCCGCGCAACAGCUCUACGACGACGUGGGUGUUGUAUCUGUGUUCCGUAAGUCGAUGGAGCAGACGUGCUGCGUGCGCGAGAGCGUGUCGGCGCUCGGCGCGCUGCUGGGCGCCGCGCGCUGCGCCACCGACCUGUGCGCCGCGCUGCGCCACCCGCGGGACCUCACCGCCGCGCAACAGCUCUACGACGACGUGUUCCGUAAGUCGAUGGAGCAGACGCACCGCCGCGCAACAGCUCUACGACGACGUGAGUGUUGUAUCUGUAGGUGUUCCGUAAGUCGAUGGAGCAGACGCACCGCCGCGCAACAGCUCUACGACGACGUGUUCCGUAAGUCGAUGGAGCAGACGCACCGCCGCGCAACAGCUCUACGACGACGUGAGUGUUGUAUCUGUAGGUGUUCCGUAAGUCGAUGGAGCAGACGCACCGCCGCGCAACAGCUCUACGACGACAAUCUACUGACAUCGUGCGACAAACUGGAACAGUUUGUGAACGAAUAUGCUGUGAGGUGCGAAGAGUUUCUCAUGGGAUAUGCAAACAUAAUGAGCGGCCGAUCAAAAAAGUCCAAAGAAUCAAAGAAAACGAAAAAGAGGCCUUUACUAAGUAUGCGAAAAAGUUCAAAUAAUUCGGAAGCUGACUCUCGGCUUUCUAUGUACUCUUUGGGCACCGUGCGGCUAAAUACAAAACCUUCUAGUUCAAAAGAUGUGCCAUGCAGGUCGCGUCGGCCGCUGAUGCGCGACCCGCACGCCGGCGCGCCGCGCGCCCCCCGCGCCCCCCGCGCCGCACAGCGCGCUCUGCGCGACGACAUCCCCACCAUGGUCGAGGGGGUUCUAGCGUGUGCCUCAACCCACAUGUUAACUGAUGAUUCGAGUCCAAAAGCGCCUCCGCGACGUACUAAAGGGAUUAACAAAGAUGAAAUAUCUAGAAAAUCGCUACCAAAUACACCUAGAAGAAAUAAGGCAAUUAAUCCAAAGCCUGCCACACUUAUAAAAGGAUUAAUUCAAACAGUGAAUCAAGAAGCAAAUUUAACAAAACAAUACUCCCCAACUACCAAGACACGAACAAAUCAUAAGAAUUUGAAUAAAGAAGAAAAGAAGAAGGAAGAAGAUAACAAAAAGGAGGUAGAAGAGAAUGUAGAUGUAGAAGACAAUAGCGUGUGUGUUGAGUCACCGAAGGUCGAUUCAGAAACGUGUGACUCGACGAAGUCUAGACCACAGACGCUGGACCCCAUCAAGUCUGUGGUAGUGAAGCCGGCAGCUGUGAAGCUGGAGACGGCGGUACACUCCGAGGCACCGCAGGUGCAACCGCUGGAUCUAGGGUUAAUAAAACCUGAGACAAACGUGGAGUCACCGAAGCGCGAAGCAUUGCAGUCUCCGCAAGCAACGAAACCACAUAAAAUGAACGGUGUGGAGGAAAGAAAAGAGAAGAGUAAAAAGUCAUAUGAUGUUGAACGUCAGACUACCUCCGAGCGCUUAUUGGUCAAAUCAAAUAGCGCGCUAAUUCCGCGCUUCCUGUUACACAUUACCGUCCCCUUUGACGAAAUCACGCCAAUAUAUUGCAGAAAAGCGAGACCAAAGAUAUAA